Messenger RNA from Eriocheir sinensis (Chinese mitten crab), 369 nucleotides. RefSeq names its product serine/arginine repetitive matrix protein 2-like (gene Srrm234). The coding region runs from base 127 to 369 and encodes 80 amino acids. NCBI's taxonomy places the organism in Eukaryota, Metazoa, Arthropoda, Malacostraca, Decapoda, Varunidae. The record is from RefSeq and is a predicted model, not a curated record. The transcript has 3 exons.
AAAAAGUGUGUAGAAAUCCUUAAAAAUAGAGAAAUAGUGAAAAAACGUAGGAACUGUACGGGAGGGAAGACUGUCCAAGCCCGCCACAACACAGCGUCCCGGAGGCGUGAAGGGGAAGGCGGCGCUAUGUACAACGGCAUAGGGCUGCAGACGGCCCGAGGCUCCGGCACCAAUGGGUACGUCCAGCGGAACUUGGCCCUCGUCCGCACCAGCAAGUCCAAGAUCGACUUCAGGACAGAGGAGGAGCUGCAGAAGGCGGCCGACAGUGCGGUGCGCGGGCCCAACGCCGAAAUUAGAGAGCAUGCCAAAAAGCGCGCCCUAGAGCUGAAGUGUGCCGAGAUGCAGGACUUGAUGAAGGAGCAGGGGUGA